Molecule: messenger RNA, 3668 nt
Organism: Nothobranchius furzeri (turquoise killifish)
Lineage: Eukaryota; Metazoa; Chordata; Actinopteri; Cyprinodontiformes; Nothobranchiidae
Source: RefSeq, a predicted model, not a curated record
CCGUACUUUCCUAUAAUUUUAGACAUUUUUGUUUCCUUUAAGAAUGACUAGAUAAUUCGAACUGGUGUGUCGCGUAUUUAAGUAUCAUCGCUUAGAGUCUUCCUGUUGGUUCUGCUUGUGUUUGCCCGGCUAGCUUAAGGUGCUAGAUGACGUUAUAAUUAGUCGCUCUGUUUAGCUGGUUGUGUGUUCACGAAAAAUCUUAGUAAUUGUCAGCAAAGUUAUGUCUAAGUUUCAAAUAACAAAAGUCUUAAAAGGCGAUGUUUUCUUUUUUUUAAUUCAGCUAGAAAAGUUCGUGUUAUGAUGUCCAGAGUUCGUGUAUGAGAGAAUUUUGACCUGCUAGCGUGACGUGCUCGAACGUUUGUUUGUUUGUUUGUUUGUUUCCCGUGUUAGCGAAGAGGUGUGCUACGAGAGUUUCCUUCUGGCUACACGGCUCGUGCAGGGAAUCCUUCCCAGGUUAGAAGGCAGCAACACAAGUCUUGAUGAGCAAACUGAGGUGCUGAUGGGGAUGACUGUGGUUCACACAUGAGGUCUCACUAAGAAGCCCUGCCAUGUUGCCAGGUGUUGGCGUUUUUGGUACCGGGACAACAGCCAGAGUGCUGGUCCCAUUAUUGCAAGCCGAAGGCUUUGAAGUUCACGCACUUUGGGGACGAAGCGAAGAGGAAGCAUGCUGCUUAGCAAAGGAACUCGGUAUUCCAUUCCACACCAGCAGAUCUGACGAUGUCCUUUUGCACCAAGAUGUGGAUCUUGUUUGCAUUUAUAUUCCUCCUUCUAUGACGAAACAGAUUGCAGUCAAAGCACUGGGUAUAGGCAAGAAUGUUGUCUGUGAGAAAGCAACAACUGCUGUCGAUUCAUUCAAGAUGGUGGCUGCAGCCAGAUACUACCCUCAGCUGCUCAGCAUUAUGGGUAAUACCCUGCGCUUCCUCCCUGCUUUUGUUGCAAUGCGCAAGCUGCUGGUGGAAGGAUACGUUGGUGAAAUCCAGGUGUGUGACGUCCGGGUCUACGGCCCGAGUCUCCUGGACCAGUCGUACGGCUGGACCUGUGAGGAGCUGAUGGGUGGGGGUGGACUGCACAUUGUCGGCUCUGCCAUCAUCGACCUCUUAAGUUACCUCACGGGCACACGAGCCCAUCGUGUGCACGGUUUACUACGGACCUUUGUGCAACAAAAAAACCUAAUCCGAGGCAUCCGCCGCAUCACAAGUGAUGACUUCUGCUUCUUCCAGAUGUUGAUGGGUGUGAAUGGCUCUGCUGGGGUUUGCUGCACCGUAACCCUGAACUUCAACAUGCCAGGAUCGUUCGUGCACGAGGUUAUGGUAGUUGGAUCCACUGGAAGGUUGGUUGUCAGGGGCACCCAACUGUAUGGUCAGCGCAAUGGAAGCAAAGAGGAAGAGUUGUUGCUAGGUGACAAUGGAUGGGCUGGGCCUGAAGUGAAAGAGAUGCCCCUCCCUUACCUGCAGGGACUGAGCUCCAUGGUAAAGGCACUGAGACAGUCUUUCCAGGCUCACGAGGAGCGCAGAUCGUGGGAGUGGGGACCGGUUUGUUCUGCUCCGACUUUCGAGGACGGUCUGUACGUGCAGACGGUGGUGGAGGCGGUGAAACGCUCCAACAGCAGUGGAGAGUGGGUGUGUGUAGAGGUCAUGAGUCAGGAGCCAGAUCCAAACCAAAACCUCUGCGAGGCUCUUCAGAGAAACAAAAACUGAAAUCAUUUAUACACAAAGUGCAAAACUACAAAUGGGACAGAACAGGGCUUUGAAUGUUUUUGUUUUUUUAUCAGCUGCGUUGGCUGUUUACAUUAUAAAUGACUACUUUUUACAGUUUUGAACAGUAACAUUUUUAUUUAAAUGAACACAAAUUCAUGUGUGCUUUACUUACACCGUUAAAAUGCAUUUGUUUACUAAAUUUACUACAUUUGUAAACCACAGCUCCAUUGUUUUGAUUCUGACCAGAAUCUAUAAAUUUAUAUUUAGUUUAGAUGAGUCAGACACUCUGAAACUUUUUGGCCAAAACAUGCUCAAAAAGAUGAAUUACUUUUAGUUUGAAUGCAUUUUUUCUGGCUUUGCUAUCUAAAUCACAUGUUGCCAAGAUGGAAAACCUUGGAAAAAAUAGCUGGGUAGCUAUUGACUCUAAUAAUUUUUUAUGUGUAUAUAAUUUUUGGCCACUGAGCUGCUUGCUGCUGCACAGCCAAACUUACUUUUAGGAUACAAUAAAGAUAAGACAUGAAUUAAGCUUAAAUGUAAAUGUUUGAACAUGUAGAACAGCAAUAAUGGAGCUGUGUGUUUACAUUUGAUUUAAAAUUGUGUGAUAUUAUGUGUUAGGUUACAUAGCUGACAGGUUUGUAAGACUAGUAAGUUUUUUUUUCUUACGUUAGUUCGCCAUAACAUAGAUAUGAUACCAGAGACUGAGUAAAAUAAGCUAUGCAGAAAAUAGACUUAUCUCAUUUGUAGCAUUGUCCCUGAAAUGGCCAGUUUAUUUAUUUGUGAUAGUUUGUUAGAAAAGAGGCUGUAAAGAUUUGUUUUUGUUUUUUUUUUUUUGUUGUGUGCAUCACUUACAGAGCAGCUGAGGUGGAAAAAACCCAAAAUUUCUUCAAAUACUUUCACAUGAUGCAAAAAAUGUUUUCUUUAAAUAAAACCGAAUACAACUGAAACUAUCCUUUACUAGAAGUCUAGAGAGAUUGUACAACAGAUGUUAUGCUUGCUUACUAAUAAUGGGUUAUUGAUGGACAAUUGUUAAUAAUGAUGUUUUGUUCUUGUAAACAUUCCAACUAUUGUAAUCUGCUCAACUAUCAAGACUGAAUAGACGGAUGGAUGGAUGGAUGGAGACUCCUAAAGUGAGCAGCUCCCGGUCAGACGUUUGAGGCUACAAAUGUAAGUUUGGAUGAAGCAGACCCAUGUUCACCGUGGAGAUUAGAGUUGGAAAUGUGGAAAUUUUAUUUAAAAACUGUUUAAAUAUCUAGUUUCCAUUCAUGAACCGCUGGUCAGUUUUAUUCAAAAUCUAAAUUAGACAUGCCAGUUCAGAAUAAGAGGUUGUUAUCCACCACAUGACAUCAGUAAUUCUGAAACUUCCCUAAUGUUUUUGUUGAGAUUCCAUUGGAUCUGAACAGUUUUAAUUUCUAACAGUCACCCAAUUGCUUAUUGGCUUGUAGAACUAAAUCAUCUGGUCUUUAAGAUGAGCGCAGUAAGUACAAGUUUCAUUUGAUCCAUAAGAAAUGUGCAAAUGUAGAAAUGCGGAUCACACAACUACCUUGUUAUCCAGCUGUGCUUUGUAAAAAUAUUUAACAUUCACUGUAUCUUUUAAAUAAUAUUUUUGCAAGAUCCGUUACUACUAAAAUGCAUUCCACCAGAGUUUUCAUCGUCAGUAAAUACUUUUUUCUCUGUUUGCACUGAUGAGAUGCCACCUGUUGAAUGCUUGCACCAACCAGCUCGCUGCAAUAGUGAAUUUGUUAGAGGAAGACUUUCUAUUUAUUUAAAUGUUGGACUAAAGAAAAAUUUCCAUUUUUGUUCUGUUUAGUGUUUGUCAAUUUCUGUUUAAAGCUGUAAUAUUUAUCUCUAGAUUUAGUCGUGUUUUAACUGAUGUGGCAUUUCGAGCACUAAAUUGUUGCUUUAAAGUUGAUAAACUGUACCGUUUAUCUGUGUGACAGAUAUCUGCUUAACAAAUACAACUGUUUCUGGUGA